Nomascus leucogenys (northern white-cheeked gibbon) is the source of this 1129-nucleotide messenger RNA. RefSeq lists its product as uncharacterized. The transcript is spliced from 3 exons. The record is from RefSeq and is a predicted model, not a curated record. Bases 1 to 702 code for a protein of 233 amino acids. Lineage: Eukaryota; Metazoa; Chordata; Mammalia; Primates; Hylobatidae.
AUGGUGGCCGCCGGGGCGCCCGGAGCCGGGCCGCAGAACUACGCGCCGCGCCGCCGAGCCGGCUCCUGCCCUGCCCGCUCCAGGGCUUUGGUCACCCCCGGGACUGGGCACGCACAGGCACACAGCAGAGCCGUCCACAGACCCGGCCCAGAGGCCCCCAGGAUCAUCCCACCCAGCCGAGCUCCUGGGCCGCCUGUGAGCCUAGGGGUGUUUUCUCAGAGAGAAAGCAACACGCGUCUUGCGCAUUUGCACAUCUCCAACGCACCGCUUCGGCCUGUCCUCCUCACCGGAGACUCAGGUGCCUCCGCCCUCCUGGGAGUAGGGGCGGCCUCUCUGCUGAGAGUUCUGAUUGUCAAGCUCCGAGAACUUUCAGAGCUCAGUCCGCCCAGCGUUCUUGUUUACCAAUUGAGGAAACGGAGGCCCAGAGAGGCUCUGCAGCGCGCCGGCACUCACACACCUGGUGGGGACAAAUGUGGACUAGAAUAUCUGGGACCGAAGUCUUGGCCUCCAGCUCCCUCUUGCCUCCCACUUACCUUUCCAGGAAGAGGCCCACGAAAGCUAAGACCCCAAGGCCCAUGUGCACCAUACUGCAGCCGUGCUCUGUCCACCAUUUCUGGGAUCGGCGCCCCACAGAGAGACAGCAUCUGCCCAGACUGGCUUUUUGCAGCCCCGCUCAAGCCCGCACCCUCGUCCAAGUCUUAGCCCCGCUGAACGCUAUGCCUGGUCGGCAGUGCGUGUCAGGGGUGCCUGGCAGAGUGUGCAUUUUCCCUACACCCAACCUGUCUCUGCCUCUCCCCAGGCCCUUAGAGCAGCCAGGCCGGGCGAGAAGCUUGGGAGAUAGAUACCCAGUGGAGGCACUGUGGGACCAUCUGAAGAUCCUGCGUCCCCUGUCCCACCCUUUAUGUCACCCAGGGUCCAUGACUGUGCUAGAAGCAUGUCCCUGAGGCCCAUGGUGGUGGGAGGAGGGUGUGGGAUUCGGAUCUGGGCACCUGGCUGUGCUGCACACCAGUUGUGUAAUCAAGAUCAUCUACUCUAAACACGUAUCUUUAACAUUCUAGAGGAGUGACCGCCUGGUGGGGUUGCCAUGGAGAGUACGUGAGAAAUUAAACCUAACAGGUGCUCAGCAAAA